AUGGGAGGCAGGCUUUCCGGGCAGCGGGAACGGAGGUGGGCCUGGCGGGUCCGCGCUGCCUCGGGGCUGCAGCCCGGGUCCCCGCCCGCCCCAGCGCCCGCCGCCGGCCGGCUGAGCCCCGCGCCUCCGUCCUGGGCCGCGGUGGCCGGAGCUUUGGCCCCCGCACUCCUGCUGCUGCAGAAUGUGCCCUACAGGACCUCGGUGCCCGAGGGCUUCGGAGUCGGCACCAUGAUGAUUGUUCGUGGUGUUGUGCACACCAGGGCUGACAGGUUCUACAUAAACCUGCUGUGCGGUGACGAGCCGAAGAGUGAGACCGUCCUGCAUUUCAACCCCCGGCUGGAUGAAUCCUCGGUGGUCUUCAACAGCCUGGAGUGUGGUGCCUGGGGGUCGGAGGAGCGUGGCUUAAGCAUUCCCUUCCAGCGUGGGCAUCCCUUCUACCUGCUCCUCAUCGCCAGCAGAAAAGGCUUCAAGGUUGUGGUCGCGGACUCGGAAUACCACCACUUUGUCUACCGGCUCCCACCAGAGCGCGCGUGCGUUGUGGAGAUUGGCGGGGACGUGCAGCUGGAGUUGGUGGAGAUCUUCUGA
Balaenoptera ricei (Rice's whale) is the source of this 585-nucleotide messenger RNA. Its product is annotated as galectin-7-like. The coding region runs from base 1 to 585 and encodes 194 amino acids. The transcript has 4 exons. NCBI's taxonomy places the organism in Eukaryota, Metazoa, Chordata, Mammalia, Artiodactyla, Balaenopteridae. Gene Ontology annotation, molecular function: carbohydrate binding. The record is from RefSeq and is a predicted model, not a curated record.